Pelagomonas calceolata is the source of this 1293-nucleotide messenger RNA. Lineage: Eukaryota; Pelagophyceae; Pelagomonadales; Pelagomonadaceae. The record is from the annotation of a GenBank genome assembly.
AUGGAACUCCCGCCGCCCCACGUCCUGCUCCAGCUUGACGCCAUCAUCGUCGCGCAACGCGAGAGCGAGUCUCUGAGCGACGGCAAUUCGCCGCCGCCGGUGAUGGCCCCACCCGCCCCGCCGCCGGCGUCGACGCCUCGCGCGUUGGGCACGCCACCGGCUCCGCGCGCCGUCGUGCCCCGGGACGCACAGACAAGGCCACGCGCCGUAGCGCCGCGCCGCACCUACCCGUGCCCGGCGAGCUGCGGCUGUGGCCUACCUCAUCGGCGUUGUGGCGAAUGUGCUCCCUGCCGGGCAAAACAGGGCGACGUCUGCCUCGCACCCAGGCCAGGCGCGCCGGCACCGCAGCCCGCGACGAGGCGACACGUCGCGUCGACGGCGUCGGCCUGGGUCACCGUCUGCACGGACCUGCUCGAGGCGCUCAAGGAUCGCACGAACAUGAGGGGCCUCCACGAGCCGCUGGUGAGCCGUGGCUUCAUCUGUGGCGCGGGACAGGAGAAUGAAACCAAAUUCGCCGUCACGGUGCCUCAAGACUUCCCGUGCUACUACGACGUCACCGGCAAGGACUACGUAACCCAUGACUAUGCGCAGUCGUUGUCCGCGUUGAGGAAGUACCUCGAGGGCGCCCUCGCCCUCGCGCGAACCGGCGGUGCCUACCGCACUGAGGCUGAGUACAAGCAGGCACCGGCGCCGGUCCCUGCCGCGCGGCCCGCGCCGGUCCGCGCCCCCAAGACCAGUCGAUUUACGGGCGUGCGCCGGCAUAGGGGCAAGUGGACCGCGCAGAUCAAAUUGCUAGGGUCUAAAGUUCACCUCGGCGACUUCGACGAGGAGGAGGACGCCGCGCGGGCCUACGACGCCGCGCUGGUCGAGUAUAGGAACGAGCCGGCCGUCAACUUUCCCGGGGAGGCGCCGCUCGCCUCAGUGUUGGCCGCGCUACCGCCGACGCUGGCGGCGGCGGCUACACCGCGCCGAUCUGGACGCGCGCCGGCGCCGAAGGUGAUUGUCGACCCCGAGGCGCCAACGCUCAGAGCGACAUUUAGUCACCGUUCGGCAAAGCGCAUGAAGUUCAAAUCGGAGCUAGAAAGGGUGUCUGUUGAGGGGGGCUAUCAGAAACAAAACGGCAAGUGGGCCAACAACCACGUUUUCCCCGGCCGCGAGUUCGACAACCUCGACGAGUAUCUUGCGGCGAAGAAGCAGCACGCAGAACAGCGCAUCGCAUAUUCGGAUCAGAAUAUCGGGCGCCGAGACUCCUCCUCUUCGGGAAAAUGGAGUAGCUUAAGACAUAUGCUUUAA